UGAUGAGGUUUCUUUAGGGCAAGUCAUAGCUCUAAGAGAAGAUGUGUGUGUACUUUAGAGCAGAUAAUUGUGAUAAUAAUUAACACUUUAGACUUUCUUACUAUAAAAUAUUCCUAGUCCAGUCCACACUGGACUGCAUUUUGCUGCUGAACUGGCAGUCAAGUGAUUCCUUAAUGCCAUUAGGACUAAUAACACCAUCAUCUCUGGAGAAAUUGUUUUCGGAACAAGCUGGGGAAUUCAGGCUACCCAUCUCCACACCAGCCUCCUUAUCCCAUGCCCCAGCUAGGCGGACACUCCAUGCCCCCCUAUCCCAUGGGAGGUUAUGGAGAACCUGGACAGGGGACCCCACCAGCAGGGUUCCAAGCAGGAUACCAGCCAGUUCCAGAUCAGCCAAUCAUGUAUCAGCCUGGUCCAGUUAGUCCAGCAUCUCACCAGGGCCAACCAUAUGGAGCACCUGUACCUGCACCAGUUUCAGUUCCUGCUGGAGUACCACCUGGUCUGGAGUACCUCACUCAGAUUGAUCAGAUCCUUAUUCAUCAGAAAGUGGAGUUGUUAGAGGCAAUCAUUGGCUUUGAGACCAACAACCAGUAUGAGAUCAAGAACAGCCUCGGUCAAAAGAUCUACUCUGCCAAAGAAAAAAAUGACUGCUGCACACGCAACUGCUGUGGUGCCCUGCGCAGCUUUGACAUGAAGAUCAAAGACAACACCGAUCGAGAGGUCAUACGACUCAUCCGACCUUACCGUUGUGUCUCCUGUUGGUGCCCCUGCUGCCUGCAAGAGAUGGAGGUACAGGCGCCCCCAGGAACGACUGUAGGGUACGUGAAGCAGGACUGGGAUCCCUGUUAUCCAAAAUUCUCCAUCCAGGGGCCAAACAAGGAGACUGUGAUGAAGCUUGAGGGGCCCUGCUUGGCAUGUAACUGCUGUGGUGAUGUGAACUUUGAGCUCAAAGGCAAAGACGGUACCGGGAAGCCUAUCGGUCGAAUCAGUAAGCAGUGGAGUGGCCUGUUGAAGGAAGUCUUUACUGACACUGACAACUUUGGCAUCCAGUUCCCUAUGGACAUGGAUGUUAAGAUGAAGGCUGUACUUAUGGGCGUUUGCUUCCUUAUUGAUUUCGUGUUCUUUGAAAAAGUGGGAGAGACAAACCAGCGCAAUACUGUAUUCUCUUAGAGCUCUUGGUAACCAAAGCUAUAGACAGCUGGCACUGCAGUGAAACCAAGGGACACGUUCAAGGUCAUUUUGUAGGGUUCAGGUGGCCAGCAAUAUUGACAAUGACAGGCGAGGUAUCAUGAGUAACUGUUCACUGGUGCCUUUUAAACAAUCAGAGCCUAUAAUUAUAAAUUACUGUUACAAUAGUAUAUCAACUAACAUAUAUCUUUUUGUUACUUUAAAUUUUUCUUUUUUAUUUGAAAUAAAAUGUAACAUGCAUCCCUACGCAUGUAUUUCCAGACUUAUUUCAUGCAUAAAUAUAUUUUCAGUCUUUCUGAAGAAAAUUCAGUUUUAUUGUGCUAAAUGCAAAGCCUUUUCGUUAAAACAUACGGAUGUUCCUACAGCCAAGUAAUGCAUGAUGAUGGGGGUUACAUGCAAGUUAAUGACUCUGGCAACAGCUGAAAAAAGGAAAAAACAAACAAGUAGUUGCAUGGUUUUCUGUGUAUAGACCAGUGACUUACUGUGGGUAGAAUGUCAGUUGUUACUAAUAGCUUUUUUUGGUGUGUGUCUGAAGAAUGAGUGCACUACAGGGGUGCGCUUGUCAGUUUAUAAAAGCCAGCCUCUCAAUGAGUCCAUCUUAAUUCUUAGGGUGGUGUUAAAUAUGAAUUAUUUGCCAAUUAAACCCGUGAGUAGCAUGAAACACACACAUGGAAUUUCAGGAAACAUAGUCCUGUGAAUAGACUUUAAUAUUAAUAUUCCUGUCCUCAUAAAAAAAAUGUCAUUAUUUACAACAUGAAAACAUUUUAUUUGGUUAGUUAUAUAGAGACUGGCCUUGUAUCAAUAAGAACGUAUACUGAAUGUAUAACAUUAUUAAAAUAUACAGACCGAGGGGUGUUGAAACUUUUUUUGUUACAUGUCUGUGUUUUGGUCACUAUGUAUUUCAAACGUUGAUAUAAAUUUCCUGCAUUUAUACACUGGAAAAGAUAUAGUUAUCAAGUUAAAAUAAAUAUAUAGAUAGGGAACAACUUUAUAUCACUAACAGGGUGAAUUGUAACAAUAAUAGAACACAUGGACAUCAAUUAAAAUUUUGUACACAUUCAUUUUGUUAAUCAAAUUUAACAUCCCAGUAGCUAAUUACUCAUUUUUUUUCAACUUGUAAUGUUACAGUGCUCUCUGGAUCACCAUGUAAUCAAUAAAA
Sinocyclocheilus grahami is the source of this 2344-nucleotide messenger RNA. RefSeq names its product phospholipid scramblase 1-like. The record is from RefSeq and is a predicted model, not a curated record. Bases 274 to 1167 code for a protein of 297 amino acids. Gene Ontology annotation, biological process: plasma membrane phospholipid scrambling. The transcript is spliced from 9 exons. Gene Ontology annotation, cellular component: plasma membrane. Gene Ontology annotation, molecular function: phospholipid scramblase activity. NCBI's taxonomy places the organism in Eukaryota, Metazoa, Chordata, Actinopteri, Cypriniformes, Cyprinidae.